AUGGUCGAUGGUUUCAUCAAAACAUUUUUUGCAGGCCUCGGACCCGAAUGGAAAGACGAUUUCGUUGUUUCAAAAUCUGAAAAUGGUGUAGUCGUGUUGGUGUUUAGCGACAAUCUACCAGAUUAUCUCAAACCACCUAACGACUGGGUCAUACGGUACACAGAUGAUCCGGAAAAGCCAAAGGAUGAGUGGAAUGUGGUGCCUUCGGAUUCGGCCACGUUGACAAGGGUGGCCGUACCCGACAUGGAGCCGGGAACGUACUACUACCUAGUUGUCGACAGCCCAGACAAAGGAAUCCAGACUCCAACACUGCUCGUCAUGACUCCUAAGCCACCAAGCGAGGUUCGGGUUGGAACAAAUAUCAAUGAUGAGUCGGUAGUUGACUUCAAAGAGGCCGUCACAUCGCAACCGGUCAAGGUAUGCAGGUGUUAUGAAACUUCUGCAUUUGCGGUCAACAUACAUUUCCCUUACACAUCCUAUACACAUUAAAU
Strongylus vulgaris is the source of this 491-nucleotide messenger RNA. The record is from the annotation of a GenBank genome assembly. Lineage: Eukaryota; Metazoa; Nematoda; Chromadorea; Rhabditida; Strongylidae.